This is a messenger RNA of Elaeis guineensis (African oil palm), 727 nucleotides long. RefSeq names its product histone H2AX. The record is from RefSeq and is a predicted model, not a curated record. Gene Ontology annotation, cellular component: nucleosome. NCBI's taxonomy places the organism in Eukaryota, Viridiplantae, Streptophyta, Magnoliopsida, Arecales, Arecaceae. Gene Ontology annotation, molecular function: DNA binding; structural constituent of chromatin; protein heterodimerization activity.
CCCUCUCCCUUUUAAUCUCAGACCAUUACGCCUCUCUGCGGAAAAAGAAAACCGCGAGAUCCCUCGUUCUGAUCCCCCGCUUCCGCCUUCUGCGUGGGUCAGGUUUUCCUUUUUUACCUCGAUCCAAGAGGGAGAUGAGUUCCACAGCUUCUACCAAGGGAGGCAGGGGCAAGCCCAAGUCCUCAAAGUCCGUCUCUCGGUCCCAGAAGGCCGGCCUCCAGUUCCCCGUCGGCCGGAUCGCCCGCUUCCUCAAGGCUGGGAAAUACGCCGAGCGCGUUGGCGCCGGUGCCCCCGUCUACCUCUCCGCUGUCCUUGAGUACCUUGCGGCUGAGGUUCUGGAGUUGGCUGGGAAUGCUGCGAGGGACAACAAGAAGAGUAGAAUCGUUCCAAGGCAUAUACAGCUUGCAGUGAGGAAUGAUGAGGAGCUGAGCAAGCUUCUGGGGACUGUUACAAUUGCCAAUGGCGGUGUUUUGCCUAAUAUCCAUCAGACUCUGUUGCCUAAGAAAGCAGGGAAGGAGAAGGGAGAUCUUGGUUCUGCAUCGCAGGAGUUCUAGAGUUUUAAUAAUCUCAAAAUUUUUCAUGAAAGGAUCGGGGUAUUUUCCCUUGGGGGUUUUCGUGUCAGGGGUGUUGAUAACUUGAUGUAUGAACUGGGUUGACCGAUGUAAUUUUUUUUUUUUGGUAUUGAAUCAAACUAUACCCUUUGCUUUAUACAAAAAAAUUGCCAAGA